This is a messenger RNA of Xyrichtys novacula (pearly razorfish), 6583 nucleotides long. Lineage: Eukaryota; Metazoa; Chordata; Actinopteri; Labriformes; Labridae. The record is from the annotation of a GenBank genome assembly.
GUGGUUAACACGGUCAUACCCGGAAGAAUGACCUGUUUGUUUUUGUUGCUGUCAGUGGUAAGUGGAUUUUGUUCGUUUUAGAUUUGUUUGAAAUGUUUUUCCUCUUUUUUAAAGUCUGUUUUUCUUGAAAUAACAUCAACCGUAAACUUGUUGUGAGCAGAGUCUCGGUUCUGGUCGGUUAUAACUCACUUACUGACUUAUAUUUGUGGAUAAAAUCAUCAUUUUGUUUCAUUUUUGUUCGUCAGAGUUUCAGCGGGUCAUUUUAGUGAAAUAAAGGGUCAGUUCGUGUUUUUAAGGCUGAUCAAACUUUCUUUUAAUGGACUUAAAACACUGACUUUUAACCGUAUCUGACAGAUCAAACUUAAAGAUUGAGUAAAAUAAUGAUUUUAAAAAGGUUUUCCAUAAAAAUGAAGUUAAUGUGAAUUAUGUUGGAUAAAUGAUAAGGUAGUUUUUCUUUUAUAUAAACCUUUAAGUAUUGAACUAUUCCCAGUGGAUUUUAGUCUGUGAACCAGAACUUAUCCAACUGUAUUACAAAUUAAAUAAGAAAAAAGGAUUUUACUGUAUGUGAAGGAGUUUGUUGUUUAAUAUCAGAUAUGUCACAGCUGAUGAUAUUUUCUGGUUAAAUUAAUUUUUAUUGGGGAUAAUAAACAUCAGAAGACCUUGUAUUACCCUUAGAAGUACUUUCACAGCGUUAAUGUCACCAAAAACAAACCACUUAUCUUAGGGUACAGUUUGUAACACUAAAUCUCCAAACUAAAAAUUGACUUAAUUUGAUUUAGAACAACUAUUUUCAGAAGAUAAAUAUGAGGAAGACAGAAAUCAGACACUCCGCCAGGACUGUGAAAUGUCUGGCAGCAAUGUUGGGACAAACCUCACCUGAUGAUUUUUUGUGAUUAAGCAAAUAAAUCAUCAAAUUUUCAUCAUUCUUGUGACCUCUGACAGGUUCCUUAAUGCAAGCGGGACGCUGACACUUAUUGGACCAAAAUGGCAUCCUACUUUGAUGAGCACGACUGUGAGCCCACCAACCCUGAGGAGCAGUAUCGUCAGAACGCACUGCUGGAACUGGCCCGGUGAGCCCCUGAACUCUCACUCUGUACUGAUUAAUAUGAAUAAAAAAUGCACCAUGCUCUGACUCACCCUCUUUUUCUUUUCUAAAGGUCUUUAAUGCAGGGCUUGGACCUAAUCGACUCAGGGGCAUUUGACUUAUCGGACUGGGACCAGCGGCUUCCUCCUCCAGCUGCUAAAACAGCCGUCCAGACCCUGACAGUGGUCGUCAUUUCUCCAGAACAAGCAGGUGACCGACUUCUGCUCAUCUGUGACUGAAACUAAAAGAAAACAUGAUGACUUAUCUUUGGGUAAACUCAGAGACAUGUGAGACAUACUCCUGCAGGUUUAUAACUCAGAACUUGUCCUGGUUUGAUGAAACUGUUGAAUCAGUUUUCUUUGAUUCUUCUAACAGACAAAGGUCUGAAGUGUCCUGUGUGUCUGCUGGAGUUCGAAGAACAAGAGACAGUUCGAGAAAUGCCCUGCAAACACCUUUUCCACUCAGGAUGUAUCCUGCCCUGGUUGGGGAAGGUAAAGCUGAUGACUAACAUGUUAUUUAAAAUUCCUCGUUAUAAUUUUAAGUUUGAGCAGCUGCUGAAAGGAUUCUUCUUCUUUUUUUCAUGUUUCAACUUCAGACAAACUCAUGUCCUCUCUGCCGACUUGAACUACCGACUGACAAUCCGGAGUAUGAGGAGUUUAAGAAAGACAAGGUGAGAGAUUAAUCACCCCAAAUGAUCCCCACACAUAUUAAUGAUGAUAAUGAGACAUCAGUUCCUCACUGAGUCGGUUUGUUUCUGUCCUUUAGGAGAGAAGAAAACAGAGGGAGCACCGACUAGAAGAUCUACAUGGAGCCAUGUACACAUGACAGGGCUGUGGUAACUGUUAAAUGAUAAAAAAUGAACUUUUCAGGAAAUUAAAAAAAACUGUUUUUAUCCCAAUUUAUACAAAAUGACAUUUUAAAAAUGAGAGUGAGAAAUAACGUCUAUAUCAGCUGUGUAACUGUGGCUUUAAGUCAGAACUAUCACCAAUGUUUGCCCAUAAAAUCUUCCAAAUAUUACAAAACUAUCAAUAACUCCACCCUGGUGAUAAAAACAGUCACUGAAUGUUGAACUUUAGUUUCUUUUGCAUGGAGAUGCUCUUCUCUCCUUUGUUGGUUGAGUGUUAUAGAUUGUUAAAAUGAUGCACUGAAGUGUUUCAGCUCGGUCCAUUCCUUUCUUUGUUUUUAUAUUUGAACUCUGUGUGAAAAAAAGGUUCAGUGGUACUCGUCAUCUAAAGACAAAUAUAUCAUAACGAAGUAUUCCUGCCUUAUUUUAUUGGAUUGUUUUCUGCUUUAAAAUAAUUUCAAGUUUUGAGCAAAUGAAGGUUUCAGGGGCGCUUGGUUUAUGUAGUCGUUUAAGAAUUCAUUUCAACAAUUUCUAGGUGCUGACUAAUGAAGACAUGACUAGAUCAGAGCAGCAGGGGGCGACAGAGCCUCACUGAGUCUUUGACACGGGUCAGACUUGAAACACCUGAAUUAUUCCCUUUUUUUAAUACAUCUUUUUCCUUCGUUUUGAUCGAGUAGAUUAACUCGUUACAAAACAGUGAGUGUAAAAGUAAACUCAUGUACGUUCACUCAUGAAAGUGUGAAGGACGUAUUCAGGCGUCAGUGGAGAGCAUUUCUUUGCGUCUUUAACUCCGCCUCUCUCUUUAAAUUUGUAUUCUUCGAGCGCUGAGGUGGCGGAUUAAUGUUCAGACUGUUCAGAAAUCUCCUCUGGAGCCACUGAAGAUAUUACACAGAUGUUUCGGACUCGCCCAAUAAGAUUACUCGAGCUGCUUAACCAGAACUGUAAAAUUGGAUUUGCCCUCUGACUCGUCCCCUGAUGUCUGAGAAAGCUUCCUCUCUCUUCCUGCAGACAAAGAGGAACACUUAGUCACAUAACAAGUCUGCUCUGAAAGGGUUUUUAAAUGUCUACAUCACGGCUGCGCCUCAUUAGACUGACCUUGGAGACCUUUUGUUUGCUUCUUGUGCAUAAGUUGUGCACAAUAUUGGACCUGUAGACCUGCUCUGACAGCAUGUGAUUCUGUAUGUUUCUAUCUUCAUAUGAAAGUUGGCUUUUAUUUUUGUUUUCAUCUGCUGAAGUUGUUUCUGUUUCUGCUCGCUGAGGAAGAGACCGUGUUUUUACAAAAACAACCACCCAAAGACGCCGUUCGCCGCAGUUUCAGGCUGUUUUUCCUGUUUACCUCUCUGAAAAGUACUGUAAACUCUGAUGUCAUUUCCUCUGUGUUUGAAUAAGAAGCCACGCAAAACAUCUGCUAAUAAUUUAUCAUUUUUAUUUCAUAUUUGAAUAUAAAUCUCUUUCAAAUGAAAAUACCUAAAUGAUAGACAAAUCAUACAUAUUUACAGAAUUUAUAAAAGGAAACAAAAAUCUUCUGUGUCGACUUGUUUUUGGGAAUUUCUCCGACUCUUUCAUGACUGUUCUCUUAAACCAGGAAAUGAGACAAAUACAUUUGGAUAGAUGAGUGUUUCUGUGUUGUUGUCGUUGCUGAAGUUCAAGACAUGUUUGGGUCAGGCAGCUUUUUUUUUUUACCACCAACAGAGAAAUUAUGUGACAGCUUGAACAAAAAGAAAACAGCGUUAAGUUUGGCCUGUGAAUAAAUUAAACCCUGAUGUGAGGGCUCAUACAAGCUGCCGGUUGAAGCCACUCCUUGUGACUUUAGUUACAGUUUGGUGAAAUAGGCUACAGCUGAACACAAAAAGAAUACAAAAAAAGAAUCAGUUCCCCCGGUACAGUCCGAGGGGUAAGGCUAAAACAGUGCACUCAUACACCUGCUGCUGACAGACACACAGAAAACCGACUCAACUUCCAGUCUUUUUUGGCAAGAUCAGGAUUGCUGCAGUCCCAAGAAAGAAAGGUAAGUUUACAAAAAUCACGAGAAGUAACAAAAAAAAUGACCUGACGCAUGAUUGAGCAUCUUAAAUGACGAGCAAAUCCCCCGUCCUGUCUAACAGAUCUCUGUGAACAUGUGAAAUACUCUCCUCUUCGAACUGCUGUGAGGUGGAAAACAUGGUGGAACUCUAGCUGCUGCCUCAAACAUCCAACCCACGAAAGAGAAAAGAGGUAGGUGAUGUGACCUUUUUAAAAACACGUAUUGCUGGCAUCCAGUGGUUAGACUGUUAGAAAUGGAUCAACACCCGUGCAGAUGUCUGAAUACUCUGUGUGUGUGUGUGUGAGGAAAACUACUCCUUCAACAGCUCAGAAAGAAAAACGAAAAAGUGUUUUACGUCUCAUGAGAGGGUUGGCAUUAGUCAGCUUCAGUGUAAGCAGUGGUCGUUUGUGGCAGUAGAUCUCACUUUUAAGAAAUUGGCAACAGGAAAUAAAACAAAACCCCGAUAAUAAGACGAACUCUCGGUAGUUUCUGGUUGUAACAACACUUCAGUGAUGCCAUGAGGUUUAUGGCACAGGUCUUCAGGCGUCAUAUUCACCUCUCAGGUAACAUCUGAAGACUAAAUAUCCUUUAUAAGAACUAAAAAAGGCUUCACGUCUCCUAAAAACAAAUUAAACUCAAAUAAGGCUUCCGAGGGUCCAGCCUGGAAUCAAAUCAGUUAGUCGAUGAGACUCGUUUUGUUGGUCAGAUCUGAAUUUGACUUUGAGUUUUAGGUCACUUUAAAUACGUUACGAAUAAACAAAAAAAAAGCCCUGUCUCGACUCGAACUCACUGAAAAAGGCAUUAGUAGUCGCUCCUGUGGAGCAUAAACUUUUAGGUGAUUGAUGGCGAUUAUUGCACCGAACAUGGAUAAAAAAAAAAACACGAUGAAGAAUGACGGUUUUUAGAAAGUGACAAUCAAAAUGAGUUAACGUUUUGGUCGGUGAUGAAAUGACUUCACAGACUCUCAGCUCAAAGUGAUUGUGAUGCACACACAGUCCCGGUUUUAACUCCAGAACGGAUCAAUAAGUUUUUCACGCCGCCUCUCACAUGCCAGUGAAAAUGGAUUAUGACCUUUUUUAUGAGAGUGGCUCAUGAUAUACAGGUACAUAUUCUUUAAAAAACACCUUCAGUGCGACCAAAUUAACCAGCGAGCUGAAAUCAGUGAUUAUUUUUCUUCUUGGAUAAUUUGUUUGAUUGGAUAAAAAGGCCAUGUGCUUAAAGCCUGGAAAAAACAUACAUAACUGCUGACUAUUCACUUCUCAAACAUUCAAUAUUUUCUACUCACUACGCAAACUCAAACAGUAAUUGUUAUUCUCUCAUUCAGAAAAAGUGUGCCGUGCAGAGAUAAGCGAAAAGGCCAGAACAGGUGGGUUACGAAGCGUCGGGGGAGAUCAUGAGGGAGUGUCUGAGGAGGAGGAGGAGGAGAAACUCUGUGAGCAUACCGGUGAUGCACGUUGAUAAAAAAAUCUACUCUAGUGAAGAAAACUGCCCGAUAAACAGCCGUCUGUAAAAACAUUCAUGGUUCCAGGACUCGGAGUGGCUCCACACAUUCAGCGCUCCUGCGGAGAAGGUGACUUUGACUGGAGGGGCUCGCACCGACGUUUGGAGUGAAACUAAAAGAUUGAGUGUCGUAGAUUUGAGAGAACCUGGUGUUGGUUUGAUGCUUGAAGAUAUCACAACUUCCUUCUUCAUCCCAGUCGCCUCUGAAGCCCCUCAGCAGGGACGUGUGGGGCUGCAGAGCUACAACAUGGCUAUGCUCUCGGGGGUACAGUUGAGAUGUGUGGAUGUGCUGCUCCCCCCGGGUGACUUGAGGCCCUUCGUGGCCCCGCCCAUCGCCGAGCCCCGCGCCCUGGGCCCGAUGAUGACCCCUGAGCCGUGGUGGUGGCUCUGAUGCAGGCCCGCCAUCAAGGUCUCGCUGGUGACGGUGCCGAACUCGUAGGUGAAGGUGCCGUAGAAGACCAGGAUGUCCACGGUGAAGACCCACUCGCAGAUGGCGGCGGCGUGCUGCAGGACGAAGCUCUCAUGGAUGAAGAAGAUGCCGCCUGGGAGGAGGAGGAGUUAAGGAGGACAAUACAACUGAAAGAAAGAGCCUGAAUGAAAUCUCUUACAUAAUGAGACACAUGACAGGCGGCUUAACCUCGGGGGGCCAGAUGUGAAUUCAUAACAUGAUCGGGGAUAAAUUGCAAUUUGUUCCUCGGCUCCAUUAAAAAGAUGAGUUUAAAAAUAGGAUACAGUCAAUGAGUGUGGUAUAUUCACAGGGGGAUCGACUGUUCUUCUUUAUCAGAUCAUUAAAAUGGAGAAGAUGGUUUUAAUCUCUCUCAGCCGACAGACGAUGAGACGGGUAUAAAAAGAGACGAUAAAACGAGUCAAGGAGAAAAAUAUCAACCCCUCUGCUGCCUCCUGACAGGAGAACUUUCAGGGGUCGUUGAUUGUGAAACAGCCAGUUUGAUGCUUCUGAGAAAAAAAUCACAUGCUGAGAUAAAAACUCGCUGCCUGACUGGUUUCUAACCCGACUUUCUGAGGAGGUAAGUAGGAGAGAGGGUCCGGCACAGAGAGCAGGAGGAGGGGAACAGGAAGUGAGCGCAGACACAGACAGAUGUUAUCAGGGACCUGCCGUCCAGUCUUACAUCUG